This is a messenger RNA of Diachasmimorpha longicaudata, 1614 nucleotides long. It is a transcript of the gene Prx6a, whose product is annotated as peroxiredoxin-6. NCBI's taxonomy places the organism in Eukaryota, Metazoa, Arthropoda, Insecta, Hymenoptera, Braconidae. The transcript is spliced from 5 exons. Gene Ontology annotation, cellular component: cytosol; mitochondrion. Gene Ontology annotation, molecular function: peroxiredoxin activity. Bases 109 to 786 code for a protein of 225 amino acids. The record is from RefSeq and is a predicted model, not a curated record. Gene Ontology annotation, biological process: cell redox homeostasis; cellular oxidant detoxification.
UUCUGCUGCAAGUGUGUGCAACACCGGUGCACGAAUUUUUCCUUCGAAACAAGAAGGAUAAAGUCAAUUGUCUGUGCAUUUUUUUGGAUAAUUAUCCAUCUGUUUAUCAUGGUGCUUUUGGGAGAUAAAUUUCCGAAUUUUGAUACCAAUACGAACGUGGGGAAAAUCAAUCUCCACGAGUGGCUGGGGAAUUCAUGGGGAAUACUAUUCUCUCAUCCUCAUGAUUUCACACCAGUCUGUACCACUGAAUUGGCAAGAGUUGUCAAGCUGAUGCCAGAAUUUCAGAGACUCGGUGUCAAACCCAUUGCUUUGUCAUGUAAUUCAGUGGAUUCACAUGUGGAAUGGAUCAAGGACAUAAAGAGUUACGCUGGUGUCUCCAUGGACGGUUUUCCGUACCCCAUCAUCGAAGAUGAAUCUCGUAAGAUUGCUACAAGCCUUGGCAUGCUGGACCCUGAUGAGAAAGAUCAGAAUGGAAUUCCCCUCACGGCCAGAGCUGUCUUCAUCAUCGAUCCCACUAAGAAGAUGAGACUCUCCAUUCUAUACCCUGCCACCACUGGACGAAAUUUCGAUGAAAUCAUCAGAGUUAUUGAGUCUCUGCAAUUAACUGACCAAUACAAAGUUGCAACUCCUGUUGAUUGGAAGAAAGGCGAAGACGUAAUGGUCCAGCCGACAGUCACCGAUGAGGAAGCCAAGAAGACUUACGCUGACAGUCUUAAGACAAUAAAGCUUCCCUCAGGAAAACCCUACCUGCGAAUGGUGCCCCACCCCUGCGACCUGACGAUGUAAUUAUCAAAAAUCUUUCCAUUCCACUAAGAAAAAAAAACUCGGUAGAAAUGCCUGAGUACCUGUGUCACCCUAGAAUAAACCCCCAACUAUUUUUACUGACGGCCUAAAUAAAGGAUUAUUCAAAUAAUGUAGUCUUCUUCAUUUCAAUAUUUAAUGACGUCCUUGCGAGCAAAGGAGCCCUUGGAGCCCUAAUCCAAAUGCCCAUAUUUCCACCAUCCCUAAAGCGCAAUUAUAAAUUCUAAAAACUGCUCCACAAUCAACUCAAAAAGUUUCUCACUCCCAUAAAAAAUUAAACAGAACUCACUCAAUGCCUCUGUACCCCCAGGAUAACCCUUCACUACUUUCACUAAUCAAUAAAAAAAAACGACUAUUCAAGUAAUAUAAUUGUUCUCAUUCAAUAUUUAAUCACGUUCUUGCAAACAACAAAAGAAGCCAUUUAUUAUUUCACCUAAUUUGUUUCUCUCAUAAUUAAAAGUACACUGAAUUAUAUACACUUGUCCAAGUACACGAUCAUCUCCAUAUUCCCCUCAAUCGUUUACAAUAACUAGGCAGAUUGUUGUUUUUAUUUAUUAUUAACUGCAAAUAUGUACAAGUUAUCAGUUUCAUUUCGUUUCACUGUCGUUAUCAUUGAAUUAUUCUCAUCAUAAUUAAGUUAUUACUAUUCUUUAAUCAAUAUUUCAUCGUAUGGAUUAUAUUAUUAUGCAUAAUAAUAUAUAAUCAUGUUUAUAGCAGUAUAUAAAACAGUCCCUGGCUCAGUAAACCAAUAAGAUCAAAAAUAAAAAGUUGAUAAGGAGAAAAAAAAAUCAUAAUCAUUACAGAAUAAUAAAU